This is a messenger RNA of Beta vulgaris subsp. vulgaris (sugar beet), 2714 nucleotides long. Its product is annotated as phospholipase D alpha 1. Lineage: Eukaryota; Viridiplantae; Streptophyta; Magnoliopsida; Caryophyllales; Amaranthaceae. Gene Ontology annotation, cellular component: plasma membrane. Gene Ontology annotation, biological process: phospholipid catabolic process; phosphatidylcholine metabolic process. Gene Ontology annotation, molecular function: calcium ion binding; D-type glycerophospholipase activity. The transcript has 5 exons. The record is from RefSeq and is a predicted model, not a curated record. Bases 130 to 2550 code for a protein of 806 amino acids.
CAACCAAAUACAAAUACUAAUAUUAAAAUCAUACUAUAAUCCCUUCAAUAUUCACCACUUCCAUUUUUCCUCUUAGAUGUUCAAAAAGAUAAGAGAUCAAUUUUAGACCUUGUUUCAGGUUAAGAUAAUAUGGCGAAAAUUCUGUUGCAUGGUGUUCUUCAUGUCACCAUUUAUGAGGCUAACAGACUUUUUGGUGGUGGUGGUGGCAAAUUUUUCCACAAGGUGGUGGAAGGGCUUGAAAGUGUAAUAGGAAAAGGUGCAGGAAAACUAUAUGCCUCAAUCGACAUAGAAGGAGCAAGAGUUGGCCGAACAAGGCUAGUAGAAAACGACUCGAACCCCCGGUGGUACGAACAGUUUCACAUCUGUUGCGCUCAUAUGGCCUCUGACAUUGUAUUUACUUUGAAAGAAGAUGAAGCCAUAGGUGCCACCCUUCUAGGCCGUGCUUAUCUUCCUGCCACAGACAUACUAGGUGGUGAAGAGGUUGAUACUUGGCUUGAUAUCCUAGACAAAGAUCACAAUCCAAUACAUAAAGGGUCUAAAGUCCAUGUUUUAGUUCAAUUCUUUGAUGUUACUAGAGAUUUGAAUUGGAAUAUAGGGAUCAAAACACCCAAAUUUCCUGGGGUACCCUACACUUAUUUCACUCAAAGGAAUGAAUGUAAGGUUACCUUAUACCAGGAUGCCCAUGUCCCUGACAACUUUGUCCCUAAGAUCCCUCUUUCGGGUGGGACUCACUAUGAGCCACAUCGGUGUUGGGAAGACAUCUUCGACGCUAUUACUAAUGCUAGGCACUUGGUUUACAUAGCAGGGUGGUCGGUUUAUACUAGUAUCACCUUAAUAAGAGAUACUAGGAGGCCAAAACCGGGUGGAGAUAUGACUUUAGGGGAGCUCCUUAAGAAGAAAGCAAUGGAAGGGGUAAGAGUUUUGAUGCUCAUUUGGGAUGAUAGGACUUCGGUUAAAGGGCUGCAUGAAGACGGACUAAUGGCCACCCAUGAUGAAGAGACGGCAAAAUAUUUUGAGGGUACAGAAGUGCAUUGUGUCUUAUGCCCUCGGAACCCUGAUAGUGGGAAGAGUUUCAUACAAAACAUUGAGAUUGGCACGAUGUUCACCCACCAUCAAAAGAUUGUUGCUGUUGACAGUGCAUUGCCUAGUCAGAGUUCUGAUAAAAGAAGAAUUGUGAGUUUUGUUGGAGGUAUCGAUCUUUGUGAUGGGCGUUAUGACACUCAAUUCCACUCCCUCUUUAGGACACUUUCAACAGCACACCAUGAUGAUUUCCAUCAGGCUAACUACAAGGGUGCCUCGAUCAACAAAGGUGGGCCACGAGAGCCAUGGCACGACAUUCAUUGUAAGCUAGAGGGGCCAGUUGCUUGGGAUGUUUUAUACAAUUUCGAGCAAAGGUGGAGGAAACAAGGUAUUAAGGAUAUUCUACUUGACGUCAGAGAAAUGAGCUCAGUUUUCAUUCCUCCUUCUCCUGUUUUUUUCCCUGAUGAUCAUGAAACUUGGAGUGCUCAAGUCUUUCGAUCCAUAGAUGGUGGGGCUGCCUUUGGCUUCCCUGAUUCCCCUGAAGAGGCUGCAAGAGCAGGACUUGUAAGUGGGAAAGAUGGUGUCAUUGAUAGAAGUAUUCAAGAUGCAUAUAUUCAUGCUAUAAGAAGAGCAAAGAGGUUCAUUUACAUAGAAAAUCAGUACUUCGUAGGAAGCUCAUAUGGUUGGAGAGCAACUGAUAUAAAACCUAAUGCUAUUGAAGCUCUGAAUCUUAUUCCUAAAGAACUUUCCUUAAAGAUUGUUAGUAAGAUUGAAAAAAAUGAAAGAUUCACUGUGUAUGUUGUUUUACCAAUGUGGCCUGAGGGUUUUCCCGAGAGUGCUUCAGUUCAGGCUAUACUUGAUUGGCAGAAGAGAACUAUGGAAAUGAUGUACACUGAUGUGAUUCAAGCCCUUCGAGCUCAGGGGAUCGAGGCUGACCCCAGGGACUAUCUUACAUUCUUUUGUCUUGGAAACCGUGAGAUCAAGAAACCAGGUGACUAUGAGCCUGCUGAUAGCCCGGAACCUAACACUGAUUAUAGCCGAGCACAGGAAGCUCGAAGGUUCAUGAUCUAUGUUCAUGCUAAGAUGAUGAUAGUUGAUGACGAGUACAUAAUUGUUGGUUCUGCCAACAUAAACGAGAGGUCAAUGAAUGGAGCCAGAGACUCAGAGAUAGCCAUGGGAGCUUACCAACCAUACCACAUAUGCAGCAGAAAUGAACCAGCAAGAGGUCAAGUCCAUGGUUUCAGAAUGUCUUUGUGGUACGAGCAUUUAGGCAUGCUUGAUAACGCGUUCCUUGAACCAGAAAGUUUAGAAUGUGUAAGGAAAGUGAACCAAACCGCGACCAAGUACUGGGAUUUAUACACUUCUGAGGCCUUAGAAUAUGAUCUUCCUGGACAUUUGCUCAAGUAUCCUAUUAGUAUCACUGAAGAAGGAGAAGUGGUUGAGCUUCCUGGAUGGGAUUGUUUCCCUGAUACUAAAGCUAGAGUUAUUGGCACUAAAUCUGAAACUCUUCCUCCAAUUCUUACCACUUAACCAAAACCAAAAAAAAUCAGAAUUACUACUAUGAUAAUAAGGCUUGGUUAUGUUAUGUAUGUUGAUUAUAUGUGGUGAAAAUAGUCAUAAGUUGAAUAUUUGUUGUACUGAUUUUUGUACCUUCUAUAUAUUACUUGUAAUAAAAUUGAGGUAUGUACUUUUGA